AUGAGCACGAUCUGCCGCCUGCAGCGCAGCAGCUGGGCAGGCACCGCCGGCGGCGGCACGAGGCGCGCCGCCGCCGCCGCCGCGCCGUCGCCCGCACCUACCACGGCAGCGUGGGCACCGCGCGUUGCAUACGCCCACGCCAGGAGCGCGGAGCAGCAGCGCAGGCGCGGCGCGUGCGCAGCCCUGCGUGCCACACCAGUUAGCGGCACGGCGGCGGCGGUGGCCGACGCCCCUCCCGCCGCCAGCAGCCCCGAGGAGCAGGAUCGCCUGGUGGAGGGCCUGAUGGCCUUCCUGCGGGAGGACUUGCAGCACCUGUUUGACGACCAGGGCAUCGAUGCGGGCAAGUACGACCCAGAUGUCGUGUUUGAGGACCCCAUCACCUACUACAACGGAAUACAGGGCUACCUCUUCAACAUCGCCUUCCUGCGCCGCGUCUUCACCCCCACCUUCACCCUGCACGACGUGCGGCGCAGCGGCCCCCUGGAGGUCACCACCCGCUGGGCCAUGAGCAUGAGCCUGAGCUUUGCGCGGGGCACGCCGCUGGGGCGGGUGUGGGACUCCACCCUCACCUUCACCGGCACCAGCAUCAUGGCCAUCAACCCGCAGACGGGCCGCUUCUGCCGCCACGUGGACACCUGGGACGCGAUCCAACAGCAGCGCUACUUCUCGCUGGAGGCAUUUGCCCACAUGCUGCAGCAGGUGGGCGACCUGCGGAAGGGACCCCAGGGGGCGGCAGCAGGGCAGUACGAAGUACUGCUGAAACGCAAGCAGUAUGAAGUACGCAAGUACACGCGGCUCCCGCAGGGCGCGCCUGCCUAUGGCGGCGACGGCAGCGAGGCCGGUGCCGGCGGCGGCAGCGGCGGCGUGUACGCUGUGGCCGACUUUAGCGGGGCGGCCAGCCAGGCUGCUGCUGCUGCUGUGGAGCAGGCGCUGCGACGGGCGCUGUUGGCGGACGGGCUGCGGCCGGCGGGGCGCUGCUGGCAGCUGGUGGCAGGUGGCGGCGACGAGGGCGGGCCCAACCCGGCGCGGUGGCGCAACGAGGUGCUCGUCCCGCUGGAAGCCUUCCAGCUGUGGGCGUGA
This is a messenger RNA of Chlorella variabilis, 1080 nucleotides long. RefSeq lists its product as hypothetical. The coding region runs from base 1 to 1080 and encodes 359 amino acids. NCBI's taxonomy places the organism in Eukaryota, Viridiplantae, Chlorophyta, Trebouxiophyceae, Chlorellales, Chlorellaceae. The record is from RefSeq and is a predicted model, not a curated record. The transcript is spliced from 5 exons.